GAUUGGCUGGAAAGAGUUACGGGAUGGGCGGGGACACUGAUGUACAGGCAUUCAACAUCUGGGAGAAAAGUGAGCCGGGCUGGGCGGGGCGCCAUACAAUAUAUCGAACGGCUCAACCAAUCGGAGCGGACGCGAUCCCAGCGUCCUCUCCCUGAUUGGCUGGAACGCCUGUCAAAGUGGCGCGCGGGGGGUGGAGAGGCGUGGUCUGAACGGCCGCCCGAGUGUUGUGAUUUUCAGUCCGGCGUCAGUCUUGUCACAGCAGCGAGGGGCGCCUUUUCACUGCCCGGCGCUCUGGGAUUACUAACCGCCUGACGAAGAAACAACUAGCGACAACUAACUCCUCUGCCUUCUUCACCGCUUUCCUUCUUCCUCUGCUGUCCUCUGAGACACACCGACGCGUGUUUUUUGUUCACACUGGAGGACGCGAAGGGGAGACGAUAAGAGACUCUGACAGCCGCCGUCUUAACCAGCCUGUGCCGACCUGCUGUAACUCACCUGCUUGGAGGAUCUCUGUUUGAAAGCUAAGGAAGUUUUUGAAGACCGAGUGUUCUUAGAGGAAGAGCCUCAAAAGGGGGUUUCAACCCCUGACCCCCCACCAACCAAAAAGACAAAACAAAAAAAACCCUUCAUCUUCAGAAACCCAACCUCCCCGGACCCGCCUUGUCGAGGUCACUUGCUGAGAGAAAAGUGGGAGGAGCUAAAGAUCUGUGGAUUGGUGGAUCACUGGACGUGAAUAACCUGUCUGUGGGAGGUGAAUCCGCCGUGGGUCAUGUGUUUCUGCUGAGGUCUCAUCUUCCCGCCAAAAUGAGGCCGUCGCCCGGCUCGCCUCGACCCGUCCUGCCCGCCGUCCUGGCUCUCACCUUAGCCGCCUUCUUACCUCAGCUGUCCUCAGGAGCCACGCCGUUCCCCCAAGACCUGGAACCAAUCAGCAUCGUGGGCAGAGAAUCCUCCUACCUCUACCCCAGCUUCCAGGGACUCAUGUCGGACAAUGACACCGUCCGCCUGGGCCUGGACUUCCAGAGGAUGCUGAGGAUCAACCACAUGCUCUACAUCGCUGCCCGGGACCAUGUGUUUGCCAUCAAUCUCGCUUCUUCAGCUGAGCAGAUAAUCCCGCAGCAGAAACUGACUUGGAAGACGAAGGAUGUGGAGAAGUGCACUGUGAGGGGGAAGAACAGCGACGAAUGUUACAACUAUAUCAAAGUGCUGGUGCCGCGCAAUGACGAGACGCUUUUCGCCUGCGGCACCAACGCCUUCAACCCCACCUGCCGCAACUAUAAGAUGUCCACACUGGAGCAGGAAGGGGAGGAGGUGGUGGGACAGGCUCGGUGUCCCUUUGAGUCCCGCCAGUCCAACGUCGGCCUUUUUGCAGGUGGCGAUUUCUACUCAGCCACCAUGACGGACUUCUUGGCGAGCGAUGCGGUGAUUUACAGAAGUCUGGGAGAAAGCAGCCCCGUUCUGCGUACCGUCAAGUACGACUCCAAAUGGCUGCGAGAGCCCCAUUUCCUCCACGCCAUUGAGUACGGGAACUACGUGUACUUUUUCUUCAGUGAGAUUGCGGUGGAGUACACCACCCUUGGCAAGGUGGUUUUCUCCAGAGUCGCGCGUGUUUGUAAGAAUGACAACGGCGGUUCACCGAGAGUGCUGGAGCGUUACUGGACGUCGUUCCUCAAAGCCCGGCUGAACUGCUCCGUCCCCGGCGACUCCUUCUUCUACUUCGAUGUUCUGCAGUCGCUGACGAACGUGCUGCAGAUCAACCACCGGCCGGCCGUGCUCGGCGUCUUCACCACGCAGGCCAACAGCAUCACCGGCUCAGCCGUCUGCGCUUUCUACAUGGACGACAUAGAGAAGGCCUUCAGUGGCAAAUUCAAAGAGCAGAGGAACAGUGAGUCAGCCUGGACACCUGUUCCAGAGGAGCAGGUCCCAAAACCAAGACCGGGAUGCUGCGCCGGCGAGGGCUCAGCCGCCGCCUUCAAGUCCUCCACCACCUUUCCCGACGACACCUUGACUUUCAUCAAGUCGUACCCGCUCAUGGACGAGUCGGUGCCUUCAGUCAACGACAGACCCUACUUCACCCGCACCACCAGCAGAUUCAAGUUGACCCAGAUAGCGGUGGACACGUCUGCAGGGCCGUAUAAAAACUACACCGUGGUGUUUCUGGGCUCAGACAACGGCCGCGUGCUGAAGAUCCUGGCCAGCACCGAGGGAGCGAACGCAUCCUUCAACACUCAACUCCUGGAGGACAUCGACGUCUACAACCCCAACAAAUGCAACGUGCAGGGGGAGGACAGGAGGGUGCUCGGCCUCGAGUUGGAUCGGGAUCACCACGCGUUGUUCGUGGCGUUCUCCAGCUGUGUGAUCCGCGUGCCGCUGAGCCGCUGCUCCGACUACAGCACCUGCAAGAAAAGCUGUCUGUCCUCACGCGACCCGUACUGCAUGUGGCUCAAGUCAGGCAGCUGUGCCACCGUCUCACCUGGCUUCAAAGGCGGGUUUGAACAGGAUGUGGAGAACGGGUACCGUCAGCACCCUGAUACCUGCCACGAUGUCCUGGCGACCACUCGCAAGCAGAACACGGCGCUAGAUUCAGCGUAUGGGAAGACCACACCCACAAGCGCCAGCACAACCUAUCAUGGGGCGGCAUUCCCAAAGGAGGCAGGUGACCCUGAAAGAGGUACAGGUCCUGAUGGCCCUCCCCCAGUGGGGGAACAAGGGUCACCUGACUCGGAGCCAAUCAGUGUGGAGAUGGAGGGUGUGAGGCGACCACCGGAGCUGGAGAAGACCAAUCACAGUGUCCAUUACACUCUCCUCAUCGCUUGUGUUUUGGUGGCUUUUGUCCUCGGCGCCUUCCUGUCCGGCUUCCUGGUCUCCUGCUACUGUAACCACACGGGCCACAAAACCAAGAAGCUGUCGAAAGAUCCCGAGGCCCCGAUCCCCCACGCCCUGUCGCUCCGCAGUCUGGCGAAGCUUAACGGUUUACUGGACAGCCAGAGUAAGGACGACAAGCUGGAGGUGUCAUCUCCGAAGAUCUACAACUCUUUCUUCGCCAACAGCAAGGAGCAUCAUCCGCCGAGGAGAAAUGGCCCUCACGCCAUGACAAUGGGAGACCUGGUCCAUCCCCACCACCACCACCACCACCACCAUCUCCACCAUUCCUCAGAGCUGUCUGGUCUGCCUACACCAGACUCGACCCCAGAGCUGCCUAUCAAGAGCAUGAAAGCCUUCAAGAACCAGUGGGAGAAGAACCAGAAUUGCAACAAUGCCAAGGAACCAAAGUCCCACAACAUUGUCUCCAGGCCCAGCUCCGCCCUGCUUCACCAGCAGGGCUUCCCGUACUCCCACGGCCUGUCCAACGGACAGCCGCUAGGUCACCUCCAUCCAGACGAGCGCAAAAUCCAUAAUGUUGAGCGUGUGUUAUCACAACAACCCUACCCUGGUUACUCCCAGAAGGUGAUGGAGGUAACGUCGCUGGACGAGCUCCUGAAGCACAUCCACGAGGCGGGAGGCAGCAAGAACUCCCAGUUAAUGAGCCCGUCGGGUCUGAUGGCCAGCGGCGGAGGUCAACUAGCGUUCGCCAACCGCAUCCAACCUCAGAUUCCUGAGACAGAAUCAGCCCCUUACUACAGCUCAUCCACCUUACCCCGAGACAGCCUCACCCGACGCAUGGAUGUUCCUCCAGACAUUCCCCCACACCACCAGUCCACGCUGGAGAGGAGGCACUCCUCCCAGAGGCACUCGCUGAUCACUGCCGCCAGCAAGAUGCCCAAUGGAGGCGCAGUGGGAGUAAGUGGAGGAGGAAUGAUCCCUCGCCAGCACAGCUUCAGCCAGCGAAACGGCGGACCCCACCAGCCACCUCCCCUCCUGGCACGGAUGAACUCGACGGGCAGCGCCUGCGAGGUUCACUACCCCCUCAUCCCCAACGGUUACCUGACACGCCAGCACAGCUACAACGGAGAGCAGCAGGAGGUCCAACACCGGGGUGCUAUCGUCCGCCGGGCCUCCUCUCUCAAACCUGACGUCCCUCCCAAGCCCCUGUUCAUACCUGCCACGUCCCCCGUCAACCAACAGGGCAAGUUCAACUACUGAGGAGGUACACUCCUGGACUAGAGAGGGAGUCUCCCUCGUUGUGUCUUCUUAAAGGAACCUCCCUUUGAAGAAAAGCAGUGGGUUCGAGGUUUCAGACCUUCACAAGACAACACAACCAAUCUCGUGGCAGCCAGUGUCACUGUGGACGAAAGCCUCAACCAAACUUGUUUCUCCCUCUUCUUUUUUGUCCAACGAAUAUCUUUGUACCAUAUUGGUAUUGCUCAGCUACUCGCUUAUUAUAGAACUGCUGACUCAGGUGACGUGAUGCCACCUCCUUAUAUUAGGCUGCCAAUGUCCUCAGUGUGGAUUUACAAUGCAACUUAGUUUUUGGGACGCGUUGAUGUUGGAGAAGAAAAAAAAAAAAAAAAAAGAAGAAGAAACUUUACACAUCAGUCAUCUCGAAGACUAAAAAGCCAGAGGCUCCUGCGAUGCUUAGAUUCAUGCUUUUGCUUAACCUUUUUCUGAUGUAGUGUUGGUAACCAGUCCCCACCCGCCCCACCCUCGAAUGUGUUUAUAUUAUGCAUGUGUGUGUAUAUAUAUGUGUGUUUAUAUCCACACCGUAUAUGUAUACAUAUACAUAUGCAGUAUAUGUAACCUGUGGUGAAAAGUCCGCAAAAAUUCCCCUGAAAGUAGUUACGUCUCUGCCUUACUAUACUCUUUCAUCUUUGGGCAUAUCAAACGAUCCCCCACACACCCCCCGAGAAAAACCUUAGGGGGGACACACCAAGUCAUGCACUUCAUCAGUACAACCCUUUUGUCAGUUGGCUAAUAAAACUGAACCAAAUUUGUUCAAGGAAAUACUUCAACAAAGCAGCUAUACUCGUCUUCUUUCUCUCUCUCUCUCUCUCUUUCUCUCUCUCGCUCUCUCUUCUUUUUCUUUUUUCCCGUCCCAGCAGAUGUCAAAGUCAGAAAGUGACGAAAAAUCGGGUCCAUUUAAGUUCCUCGAGAAUGUUUCUCUUAAGAUUGGUGCUCCACAAAUCUAGUGGGUCUAACACCCUCUGAAAAGGACAUUUAAAAAAAAAAAAAAAAAAGAACAAAAAGAAAGAAAGAAAGAAAGGAAAAAACUGUAUUCUGGACCCAAAGAGGACGAGACGAAAAACGCCGCGCCAUCUGGCAGAAUGAGAAUGAACAUAAAAACAUAGAACGGACUGCAGUUAUUAUAAUUAUUAACUUUGUGGCUAUUGGUUGUAAAUAAAGGAAUAAUUACUAGCCAAAUUUUAACUGUAUGUGUAAAUGUGUGCCUUAUUUAAUAAUAGUGUGUGACAUGGGGGUAGGGGUAAAUGCAAGGGGCUCAGAUGGCUACUAUGCUACAGUAUAUUGUAGGUGUUUCAUUUUCUAUGGUCGUCAGUACGUGUCAUACAGUAUCCUAUUGUAUAUCUGAAGAGUUUCAUUCCAGAAUGAGAUAUUUGUCAUUUAAUAAAACACAAAAAAAACAUUUGUUAUUAUAACUGCAAGUAUGAUUGUAACACACUCACUAAUGAAUCGUAUGUUAUGUUAUAUCUUGAGUAUAUUGAGCCUUUUUUUUUUUUUUUUUUCAAGUAAUAUUUCACAAAUUCUCAUCUGUUAUUUUGAGAGAUAUUAAACACCAUUAAAAUGUUUUAGUUUUUUUCUUAUUUUUGAAGAUGAAUACAGAGUUUUGGAAUGAAACUCUUCAUUUUUCUCUUUGUUGUUGUUUUUUUUUUUUUUUUUUUUCUUUUCUGGUUUUCUUAUCCCACAAGUGUGAGAGCCUGCAGAUGCUUUCAGGUGAGUGUUUGGAAAAGCGAGUAAACACGAGCCUGAGACUGCAGACGUUCAGGUUCAAACUGCCUCCAUAUUAUGUCACUUUCCACUGGGUGUCACUUUCCCCGAUUAGGUGCCAUUGUUAACUUUUUUUUUCUCUUUUUAGCAUUAGCAUUAGCUUCUCUUUAGGUUUUCUAAGGGAGCAGUUCACAGUUCCUCUUAAGUAGCCAUUGUAGAAGUCGAGGGGGCCGAUGGAUGAUACAUAAUUUUUCUUUUUAGUUGAUAUUCUGGAGAUAUGGUUGAAAAAAAUAAAGUUAAAAGAGAAUAGAUGCAGGAUGAAGGCACGAAACUGGACUUCUACAAUGGUUACCGCUGUCGAGUUUGGACUUACCUGCGUCACCAGGUGUCAUCGCCAGCGCUGUAGGUAGCGAGUAGGAGUGGAAACAACACAAGUUUCUGUGUAGGAAUGUGUGCAAACGAUGGAGAAGUGCAAUGAACUCUGAUCCGACGAGCUGAGAUUGUUCUCUCGGAUCGAUACAGUUUCGGUUCCCAGGAGGCCACGCUGCCCAGCGUCUCCCCUCAGGGACGGAGGUGCCGGUCGGAUCUGCGUCAGAAAACAUCAACGCUUCAAGACUCUCCGCUGUUGCACUUUUCAGCAGAGUCACUUUGGCCACGGUCGACUGGAACCGUGAUCAAUUCUGUGAAAACAGCACUACGCUAUUUACUGUAUCCGAAAGUGGUGUUUAUUGAUUGAAAUUUCCCAGAGCUCAUUUGAGCCAAUAUAAAGUUUACUAUUCAUACACAAAGCUCCAGUAAAUAAAGGUCCGACCGCAGCGUUUGUUUAAAGGGAAAAAAAAAAAAAAGAAAAAAAAAAGUUGAUUUGGAUAUUAACAGGCAGCGGAGCAUUAAAUAGCUUUUUGGAACAACAAAUACAAAACAUCCAACUUGAUUUAAGGUCGUGACCGUAAUGGUUUAUAAGAGGAAUUGUGGCAGCUACAGUGUUUGAUGAGUGGAAGUGUUUUUUUGUUUUGUUUUUUUCCUUUCAUUAUUUUUUCUGCCGGUGACAGAUUGUAUGGGGCAGGGAGCGGUUUCGCCUCUUAAAAGCUCUAAAAUCAGUAUUUGAUUUGGUGUAAAUACAUUCUAUCUGGGCGGGGUCUCAUUGAUUCAGUAUUAUGUUUUGGUUUUUUUGUUUUUGUUUUUUUUUUGUUCUGUUUGAUUUCCAGGCUACGCCUCUUGAAUUAAUAUGAAUUUGGUCUCACAGAAUACCAUUGUAUGUCUCUUAUACUAGGAAUAAAAUUAAAAAUAUGA
Molecule: messenger RNA, 7107 nt
Organism: Acanthopagrus latus (yellowfin seabream)
Lineage: Eukaryota; Metazoa; Chordata; Actinopteri; Spariformes; Sparidae
Gene: sema6cb
Product: sema domain, transmembrane domain (TM), and cytoplasmic domain, (semaphorin) 6E
Exons: 21
Coding region: 805-4080 (1091 amino acids)
Biological process (GO): positive regulation of cell migration; neural crest cell migration; axon guidance
Molecular function (GO): semaphorin receptor binding; chemorepellent activity
Source: RefSeq, a predicted model, not a curated record